UGCCCAGUGAAAAGUCACCACAGUAGAACGGCUCCUCACUUUGACAACACAUAUGCUCUCAGACGCCACAAUGGAUUCCUGCUUUCGCGCAUUUUGCAUGACUUUUGUUCUGGCGUCGUUCACCCGGAGGUCAGGUGCGGUCGGACCGGUUAUCAAAUGCGAGCCAUGUGAUGCUGGAGCGCGGCUUUUGUGCAAGCCUUUACCCAAGGACUGCGCCGAGAAAAUCCGCGAACCGGGCUGCGGCUGCUGCAUGACCUGCGCGCUGAGCUUCGGCCAGCCGUGCGGCGUGUACACCGGGAAAUGUGGCUCCGGACUGACUUGUCAGCAUCAGCCCGGAGAGACGAAACCUCUGCAGGCUCUACUGGAGGGACGGGGGAUUUGUGCAAACGCUACCAAUAAGCGAUUUAUCCCCAGACCAACACCUCCAGUCAACGAACUGCCAGCAGACAAUAUUGAGACCCAGGACGAGGAGAGGAAUUCCACCGGCUCAGGCCUUCAAACCUCGUACAGCACCCACAGACCCGUGCAACCCCUGAGACCUCCACUCCAUCCAUUUUUCCCCUCUACCAAAUCAGAGGUCCUGAGAAGGGAGCAGCAGAAGAGAAGCCAGAGCUUUAAAAUGGAGGAGCUCCCGGGACGACUCAUCACAGACCAACAAAACUUCUCUCUAGAGACCAAACAGGAGCCUGAGUAUGGUCCCUGUCGGAGAGAGAUUGAGAGCAUUCUCAGCAGCCUCAAGAUUUCAGACAUUCUCAACCCCAGAGGUUUCCGCAUACCUAACUGUGACAAGAAGGGCUUCUAUAAGAAAAAGCAGUGCCGUCCAUCCAAAGGCAGAAAGCGAGGCUUCUGUUGGUGUGUGGACAAAUAUGGGCAGCCUUUGCCAGGUUUUGAUGGGAAGGAGCGAGGAGACGCCCAGUACUACAACUCCGAGAGCCAAUAGGAGCAGAGCUGGAUGGAGGGAGGGAGGGUGGGAGUGAGAGCAAGGAGAAUUGUAAACAAAUGGAGACACUGAGGAUAUUUGGAGAAGGGACAAGAGAUGGCUCAGCCGAUUUAUGGAUGUUUCUAUUGGCUGCCUGCGGGACCUUUUCUGAGGCAGAGCAUGGAGAACAGAGGAAGAGUACCAGGAGGAAAAAGCCUCCGUGUCACAGAUACAGUCAGAACAUUUCUGCGAUGGAUGGAUUCUUCAUAAGCUGUUUGUCUCUGACCCAACGAGGACAGCUUCUGAGAAGAGGAAACACUUUAUCUCAGAAGCCCUCUUCUGAUUAUAAAACGCGGAGACAUUCGUACCUGUCACAAACAUUGAUGAGAGUGCUCUUCAUUUACGCACAAUUAAGCGGCAUUGCACAUGUGUACACGCUUGUGAUGUGUAAUCAUAAUUUGUAUGCUUGUGAUUUGUUACGAGGACAUUGUGGGGGGUCAACAACAACCAUAAAAUGUAUGUAUGUAUGAAUAUGUCUUUCAGACUAAGCAUGCAGUGCCUUACUAUGAAUUCCUAUUCCUAUGAAUUCCAUUUCUUCCGGUCGCGUCCUGCUCCUCUGGGAGUUGGACUGGACUGUGCAGCUCGAACACUACAGUGCGUAUUAAGUUUUUUUUAUGCUGGAUCUCAAGCCACAGAAAGAGGGACAAUUCCCUUAAUCUGUACUGUGGUUGUUACUGUUUUGUUGUCAAUUUGCAUAAGCUGAAUUUCUGGGAUAAAGGCCACAAACCAUUAUCUCUGAUCUCUGUGUAGCCGGUGAUCAUUUUCAUCACUUGCCUUGGUUUGAGUAAAUACACUAUUUGCAUGAACAAUGCAACCCUCAGAGGUCUAUUUUUACUUAAUAAAGGCAGUAUAAAGUUAUCCAGGUAUUGCAUUUUCAUUUUUACUUAUCUUCAUCUUCUCUUGUUUUGAGUGUGUUUGAAACACCAUUUUGGAUGCGGAAAAACACAUUCACACAUGACCCCAUCAUGAUGAAAUAACAUUUUAAUUGUAAUACACAUCCACAGAAUUAGAAGAAUAUUACAUUGUUUCCAUAAAACCAAUAAUGAAAUAGCAGCAUUCCUCACAAACAAUUUAUCCCAUUGCACACAAGCUCAAAAGCAAACAAAAGCAUAAAUACAUGAGUGAAUCAUAAUAAAUACUUGAAUAGAUGCGAUGGGUCAAAAAAGACAAAUAAAAAGUCUCUAAUAUGAGAAAGGUGUAGCUGAGAAGAGCCCUCAGUAAUCCUAAACCUGUGGACCUGCAGAGACUAGUAGAGGUAGACAAAUGCAGAACAACCUAUCCCAAACCUCACGGUGGCUUGGAUGAGUCCUGAUAUGUUUGUGCGUGGCCACCGAGCACAUACUUGCGGCACUUUAAGUAUUUCCCCCAAUACCCAUUGAGGAAACGCCAAUGGAGAUACAUUCAGACAAUGUCAACAAUGUUGAAUGAAUGAGCGGCUGUGUUGUUUCGUGCUGUGCACAACUCCAGUUUUGAAUGAAUAAAAAAAAAAAA
This is a messenger RNA of Micropterus salmoides (largemouth bass), 2470 nucleotides long. Its product is annotated as insulin-like growth factor-binding protein 3. The coding region runs from base 53 to 940 and encodes 295 amino acids. The record is from RefSeq and is a predicted model, not a curated record. The transcript is spliced from 4 exons. Gene Ontology annotation, biological process: regulation of insulin-like growth factor receptor signaling pathway. Gene Ontology annotation, cellular component: extracellular region. NCBI's taxonomy places the organism in Eukaryota, Metazoa, Chordata, Actinopteri, Centrarchiformes, Centrarchidae. Gene Ontology annotation, molecular function: insulin-like growth factor II binding; fibronectin binding; insulin-like growth factor I binding.